Molecule: messenger RNA, 1239 nt
Organism: Paracoccidioides lutzii Pb01
Exons: 1
Coding region: 1-1239 (412 amino acids)
Source: RefSeq, a predicted model, not a curated record
AUGGAUCCCCUUUUGAACUGGGCUAUUUUACUCUUUGUUAGUAGCGGCUUCUUCUGGUACUAUAGAACCAGUUCUCGACCUAGAGCCGGGCCCGCAUUUUUCAAACCUGCCCCUGAAAGACACGAGAAUGGGUCUGCAACCAAAAAGGCAAAGCGGAAAGCAAAGCACAAUACCAGCAGCAGUGGUACUCCUAACCCACCUUCAAGACCCUUAGAGCAGGUCCAUGAAAAACCAAAGGUCGUUGCUCCUCCAGGAGAGGAGCUCCCAGAUGAGAGGAUGGAUAAUAAGGAGUUUGCAAGGCAGCUCGCUAAGGCGAAAGAGGGCGCCAAGCUCCCCCAUACCAACAGCAAAUCCAAGGAGAUCCGCACUAAGAAAAUCAGUGCCAGCGGAGAUGAGUCUGACAACAAGGAUGCUACCGAACUAUCCACAUGUACCUCAUCCUCCACAGGGGCAGAUGCUGAUGAUGAUCUUUCCAUUAUGAAUUCACCUGUUGUCAACCCUGCUCGGCCAGUGGCAGGUGAUGUCUCCGAUAUGCUCGAGGCUGGGCCAGGCGGGCUAUCCUGUUUCCGUUUGGUAAUCACUCCUCAGCAGGAGCAGGCUCCGAAGAAAAAGCAAAAGACGCAAGAUACUGGGGAGACGAAGAAACAGCGCCAACGAAGGCUCAAGAAUGAAAAUAGAAAGAUGAUGGUGCAAGAAGCAGAGAAGGAGCGUCGCAUUCAGCUUGAAAAACAGCUCCACGGUGCCCGAGAACAUGAACGACGUGAGGCUGCGAAAGCUAAACCUCCUACAACGAAUGCCUGGCGAAACGGUACCCUCAGCAACCAAACCAACGACCAAACUAACGGUAUCUCCAAGCCUACGAUCCCACCUCCCACCGCCCUUCUGGAUACCUUCGAUCCAACCCCUCAACCCGCGGACAAACUCGAAGCAUCAUCCGACAACUCGAGGCCGUCCUCCUAUAUGGAUAACUGGACCAAUAAUCUCCCUUCUGAGGAAGAGCAGAUGCGUAUUAUACUGAGCGAAAAUGAGUGGACGACAGUAUCCAGUCGCAAAAAGGAGCGGAAGAAUGGCUCAAAGCGACCUGAAAGCGUCAGUGAGGCGAGCAGUUCGGACUUCCUCGCUGCUAAAGAUUCCGAGCCAUCAAUAGCCCCAACGACAGCGACAGCCCCCGCUGUUGAGGAACAUUUCGAGGCGUUCAGCGGCAAAGGCCACCCACUGGACUCUGAUUGGGAUCCUUGA